UCUGGAGCGCACUGGCUGGGAGGGUGAUACCCUGGCUGCUGCGCCUGGGGAGGGGGCAGCCAGGGCUUGUGGCGCGCUUGGGGACGGCCGCCUAGAGGCCAGGGAUGAGGUCAAGGGUGGCGUGGGGGCCGGGGCCGGACGUGGCCUGCGGACUCAGCGCUCCACACACGCACUCACACAAAAGAAGCCGGAAAGUGGCCGAAGGAAGCGGGCGCGUCACGGGGGCCGAGCCAGGAGCCUGGCGCACCCGCCCCGCCGCAUCCCAGGUCCACGACCCGCUCGCCCCACCGCUCUUCCCGCGCCACCGCCACCGCCGCCACCGCCACCACCGCGGCGCCGCCAAUGAGACUCCUCCCGCUCCUCGUGGGGUUUUCCACUUUGCUGAAUUGUUCCUACACUCAAAAUUGUACCAAGAAACCUUGCGUCCCAAAUGCAAGAUGUGAAAUACGGAAUGGCGCUGAAGGCUGUUAUUGCAACAUUGGAUUUUCGGGAAAUGGGGUCUCAAUUUGUGAAGAUGAUAACGAGUGUGGAAAUUUAACCCAGUCCUGUGGUGAAAAUGCUAACUGCACAAACACAGAGGGAAGUUACUAUUGUAUGUGUGAACCUGGUUUCAGAUCCAGCAAUAACCAAGACAAGUUCAUCACUAAUGAUGGAACCACCUGCAUAGAUAUAGAUGAAUGCAGUGAUUUGUCUGCCUGUGGUGAUCAUGCAGUGUGUGAAAAUCUGCAUGGUGGAUAUAACUGCUCCUGCAAAGAAGGUUACCAGACGUCCACAGGAAACCCACAGUUCACACCUAAUGAUGGCACUUAUUGCCAAGAAAUUGUGAAUGCAGACUGCCAUUUAGAUAAUGCCUGUAUUGCUGCGAAUAUUAAUAAAACUUUAACAAAAAUGAGACACAUAGGAGAACCUGUGGCUUUGCUACAAGAAAUCUAUAGAAAUUCCGCGAAAGAUCUUUCACCAGUGGAUGUAAUUACAUAUAUAGAAGUAUUAGCUGAGUCAUCCACAUUACUGGGUUAUAUGAAUAGCACUGCUAAUUCAGCCAAGGACACCCUUUCUAAUUCAACUCUUACUGAAUUUGUAAAAACUGUGAAUAAUUUUGUUCAAAGGGAUACAUUUAUAGUUUGGGACAAGUUAUCUAUGCACCAUAGGACAACUCAUCUUACAAAACUGAUACAUGCUGCUGAACAGGCUACCUUAAGGAUAUCUCAGAACUUCCAAAAGACCACACAGUUUGAUACUAAUUCAAGUGACAUAGCUCUCAAAGCUUUCUUUUUUGAUUCAUAUCACAUGAAACAUAUUCAUCCCCAUAUGAAUGUAGAUGGAGAUGAUAUAAGGAUAUUUCCAAAGAGAAAAGCUGCAUAUAAUUCAAAUGGCAAUGUUGCCGUUGCAUUUUUACAUUAUAAGAGCAUUGGCCCUUUGUUUUCAUCAUCCGACAACUUCUUAUUGGAACCUCAAAGUUAUGAUGAAGCUGAAGAGGAUGGAAGAGUCAUCUCUUCAGUAAUUUCAGUCUCAAUUAGCUCAAACCCACCCACACUGUAUGAACUUGAAAAAAUAACAUUUACAUUAAGUCACGUAAAGACUGCAGAUAAGGAUAGUAGUCGGUGUGCAUUUUGGAACUACCUACCUGACACCAUGAAUGGAAGCUGGUCCUCAGAGGGCUGUGAGCUGAUGUACUCCAAUGAGACCCACACCUCAUGCCGCUGUAAUCACCUGACACAUUUUGCAAUUUUGAUGUCUUCUGGUUCUUCCGUUGGUAUUAAAGAUUAUAAUACUCUUACAAGGAUCACUCAACUAGGAAUAAUUAUUUCACUGAUUUGCCUUGCCAUAUGCAUUUUUACCUUCUGGUUCUUCAGUGAAAUUCAAAGCACCAGGACAACAAUUCACAAAAAUCUCUGCUGUAGCCUAUUCCUUGCAGAAUUUGUUUUUCUUGUGGGGAUCAAUACAAAUACUAAUAAGCUCUUUUGUUCAAUCAUCGCAGGGCUGCUGCAUUACUUCUUCUUAGCUGCCUUUGCAUGGAUGUGCAUUGAAGGCAUCCACCUCUACCUCAUUGUGGUAGGAGUCAUCUACAACAAGGGAUUUUUGCACAAGAACUUUUAUAUCUUUGGCUAUCUCAGCCCAGCUGUGGUAGUUGGAUUUUCAGCAUCAUUAGGUUACAGAUAUUAUGGCACCACCAAAGUAUGUUGGCUUAGCACAGAAAACAACUUUAUUUGGAGUUUUAUAGGACCAGCAUGUCUGAUCAUUCUUGUUAACCUCUUGGCAUUUGGAGUUAUCAUUUACAAAGUUUUUCGCCAUACUGCGGGGUUGAAACCAGAAGUUAGUUGCUAUGAGAACAUAAGGUCUUGCGCCAGAGGAGCCUUGGCUCUCCUGUUUCUCCUUGGCACCACCUGGAUCUUUGGGGUUCUCCACGUUGUGCAUGCAUCGGUGGUGACCGCUUACCUCUUCACCGUCAGCAAUGCCUUCCAGGGGAUGUUCAUCUUCUUAUUCCUGUGUGUUUUAUCUAGAAAGAUCCAAGAAGAAUAUUAUAGAUUGUUCAAAAAUGUCCCUUGUUGUUUUGGAUGUUUGAGGUAAAUAGAGAACAAUGAAUAAUUAUUGCUACACCGAAGUUAAAAAAAAAUCCAAGUUGUGGAUGGCUGAUGUCUAAAAAUGACUCAAACAAAUUAUCAAAUUAUUAAUUACUAGAUAGUCAGUUAUUUUAAAUCAGUUUUUCUGUGUAUUGUGUAGGAACUGUAGAUAAGAAGCGAUCAAAUUAUAUAGCUAUAGUACGCUUUCGUACAUGACUUAGUUACGUUGAAAAUAGUAUUGCCGAUAUUUAGAAAGUAAUUGGUUUCUCAGAGUGAUAUCGCUGUGCCCAAGGAAAGAUUUUCUUCCUAACACAAAAAAUAUAUGAAUAUCCUGAAGGAAACCACUGGCUUGAUAUUUUUGUGACUCAUGUUGCCUUUGAAACUAGUCCCCUAUCACCUUGGUAAUGAGCUCCGUUACAGAACGGGGAACAUAAGAGAAUGUAGGGGUAGAAUACAAAACAGUAGAAAGGGAAUGACUGUUAUGACAAUGAGAUGUAUCUUGGGCAGCCUUCUUGUUUUGUAAACUUGAUGAGAAAUUAAAGAGGUAAAACAAAGAAUUGAAUAAACACAUCUUAACCAUUUCAUGAAUUGUUCUGAGCUUAAUUUUCUACUGAAACAACCUAGACCUGUAUUUGUUAAAUCCAUUUUCUGUUCUGAUAUUCCACAAUAACACCAAACCUCACAGAAGAAAAAACUAAACGUUUCUGUUCUGUUUUUAGGUUGACAUUAGAAUGAAGUAUAUGCUCUUUCUAUACUUAUUUCACAGAUUGUAACUUCACAUGCUUAUUUGGUAGUACAUAAAUGUGUCAAAAUAUAAUAUUGUUCAUGCCUGUAAAUGUAAAAAUAAUGUACAUAAACCUGAAGUACUCAAUUCUAUAACCUUUCAUGGUAGUAAAAAAUAUUGUAUCUCAUUACUAGUACAUUUGAGUUCUUUAUUUUUUUAAUUUUAGAAAUAUUAUAGUUCACAUUGCAAUAUUCCCUUUUAACUUGCUAUUUUAAAAGGGCAUUGUAAAUAUGAAAGUAUUCAUAAAGUGAAUUCUAUUUUUUUCUGUUCAGAAAAGUACACAUUUAAAAGUGUUAUUUAUAACAAAGAAGCCACUGAGAACUGUAGAAACUUUCACAGUGGAUCUAUUUUCUGACAGUUUUCCACUCUUUAAAACAUAUCUGCUAAAAUGUAGAGCUUCUGUCUCUCUUCAAAUCUCAUCAAAAUAAAGAAGCAGUGAUUUUAUUUCAAAAAGUAUGUAAUUGUUCUGCACCUACCUAUGAAAGUAUGCCAAUGCACUAAAUGUUGUGAGUUUAACUUAAUUUUUCUAGCUGUUAAAAUGAAGUCUAUCAAAUCUUGCUCUAACAAAUAAAGUGUUAUCCAAAUGAA
Messenger RNA from Sus scrofa (pig), 3933 nucleotides. It is a transcript of the gene ADGRL4, whose product is annotated as adhesion G protein-coupled receptor L4. The record is from RefSeq and is a predicted model, not a curated record. Gene Ontology annotation, molecular function: calcium ion binding; G protein-coupled receptor activity. NCBI's taxonomy places the organism in Eukaryota, Metazoa, Chordata, Mammalia, Artiodactyla, Suidae. Gene Ontology annotation, biological process: cell surface receptor signaling pathway; adenylate cyclase-activating G protein-coupled receptor signaling pathway. Gene Ontology annotation, cellular component: plasma membrane.